Ornithorhynchus anatinus (platypus) is the source of this 3705-nucleotide messenger RNA. It is a transcript of the gene PLEKHM2, whose product is annotated as pleckstrin homology and RUN domain containing M2. The transcript has 20 exons. Gene Ontology annotation, molecular function: kinesin binding. The coding region runs from base 265 to 3357 and encodes 1030 amino acids. Lineage: Eukaryota; Metazoa; Chordata; Mammalia; Monotremata; Ornithorhynchidae. The record is from RefSeq and is a predicted model, not a curated record. Gene Ontology annotation, biological process: lysosome localization; regulation of protein localization; Golgi organization. Gene Ontology annotation, cellular component: endosome membrane.
UUCCUCCACCUCCUGCAGCUGUAGGUUCUGCAGCAGCUCCUCCAGCAGCUCCUGCUGCAGCUCUUGCAGCUCGUCCUGCAGCUCCUGCCCCUGCCCCCGUCGCCCACCAUGAGUGGCCCUGGCCUCCGCUGAUCUCCGGGUCCGGGGGUCCGGGUCCGGGUGGUCAGCGUCAGGACGGAGCGGCCGGCGUUGGGACCCCCGGACCCCCGGAGGGGCAGGCGGCGGGGGCGGCGGCCAGGGGGUCCCGGGGGUCCCGGGGGUCCCAUGGAGCCCGGGGAGGUGAAGGACCGCAUCCUGGAGAACAUCUCUCUGUCCGUCAAGAAGUUGCAGAGUUACUUCGCGGCCUGUGAGGAUGAGACCCCGGCCAUUCGCAACCACGACAAGGUCCUUCAGCGCCUCUGCGAACACCUGGACCACGCUCUGUUGUAUGGGCUACAGGAUCUCUCUUCGGGCUACUGGGUAUUGGUGGUGCAUUUCACUCGGAGAGAAGCCAUUCGACAGAUAGAAGUGCUUCAGCACGUGGCAACCAACCUGGGACGCAGUCGGGCCUGGCUUUACCUCGCUCUCAAUGAGAACUCCCUGGAGAGUUACCUGAGGUUGUUCCAGGAAAACUCGACUUUGCUGCAUAAAUACUAUGUCAAGAAUGCCCUCGUCUGCAGCCAUGAUCACCUGACUCUCUUCCUGACUCUGGUAUCCGGGCUGGAGUUCAUUCGGUUUGACUUGGAUCUGGAUGCACCUUAUUUAGAUUUGGCCCCCUACAUGCCCGACUACUACAAACCUCAGUACCUGCUGGAUUUCGAAGACCGCCUGCCCAGCUCAGUCCAUGGCUCGGACAGCUUGUCUCUCAACUCCUUCAACUCUGUCACCUCCACGAACCUGGAGUGGGAUGACAGUGCCAUCGCCCCAUCCAGCGAAGAUUAUGAUUUUGGAGAUGUGUUUCCAGCAGUGCCGUCUGUACCCAGCACAGACUGGGAAGAUGGAGACCUCACGGACACCAUCAGCUGCCCCCACUCCACCGCCUCCGAUUUGACCAGCAGCAAAGCUUCCAUGAAGAGCCCCACUCAGCGCUACAACCCUUUCAACGAGGACCGAGCAGAGACCGUGUCCUCCUCCGAUACCACUCCCGUGCACGCCACUUCCCAGGAGAAGGAAGAGGCCACAGGGCCGGAGCCUUCAGAAACCUGCACAGAGCUUGAAGUCAUCAGGGUCACCAAGAAGAAGAAAACAGGCAAGAAGAAAAAGGCCAAAUCCGAAGAGGAGCCAAAUGCCCUUCACCCCCGCUCUACCCACCAGCCUGGUUCCCAUCAUGGGGACGGGGACAGCAGUGCCAACGAGGCAGGGCUCGGGGCCGACCCGCCAGACCCCAGGCCUUCCUCGCCCCAGAAUGGGGGCGAGGGUCAGGGGGGCACGGCCGAGAGCAGCGAGCGCUCGGAGCUGAGCCAGAUAGGCCUGCGGAUCCCCGAGAUGAAGGACACGUCCAUGGAGAGCGUGGGACAGCCACUGAGCAAAGUGAUAGACCAGCUGAAUGGGCAGCUGGAUCCCAGGGGCUGGCAACCCCCCGUCGAGCCCCCGGACCAGUCCUUUCGGACCCGCUCUCCAGGGGAGACCCCGGAGGGACCACCGCUUUGUGACUUUAGUGAGGGGAUUCCGGCCCCGAUGGACUUCUACCGCUUUACCGUCGAGAGUCCAAACGCUGCUACAGCAGGUGGUGGCGACCAUGACCCUGCAGGGCCUGGCCAACCGCUACAUGUUUCUGGUGGCCCUGAGGCUGCUGGCCAAGAAGAGGGAGGAGGAAGAGGAAAGGGAGGAGGAGGAGAAGGACAAGCACCUGGGCCUGUAGAGGCCUUGCCACCAGGGUCUGAGAAUCAGGAGGUCCAAGCCAAGCUGGAGCUGGCCACCGUGAGCCGAGCCGACGAGUCCGAAGCGGGGACUGGGGAGGCCGUCUGCCGACUCAAGAGGGACCAGCCCAGCCCUUGCCUGAGCAGUGCUGAGGACUCCGGAGUGGAUGAGGGGCAAGGGAGCCCCUCUGAAAUGAUCCACCCCUCGGAGUUCAGGGUGGACAACAAUCACUUGCUCCUGCUGAUGAUCCACGUGUUCCGAGAGAACGAGGAGCAGCUAUUCCGGAUGAUCCGGAUGAGCACAGGACACAUGGAAGGGAACCUCCAGCUGCUUUACGUGCUGCUGACCGACUGCUACGUCUAUCUGCUCCGGAAAGGAGCCACAGAGAAGCCAUACAUGGUAGAAGAGGCCGUGUCCUACAACGAACUUGACUAUGUCUCGGUUGGCCUGGACCAGCAGACAAUCACCCUGGUUUGUACCAACCGGAGAAAACAGUUUCUGCUCGACACUGCUGACGUGGCCCUCGCAGAGUUUUUCUUGGUCUCUCUGAAGUCGGCCAUGAUUAAAGGCUGCCGCGAACCACCCUACCCCAGCAUCCUGACUGAUGCCACCAUGGAGAAACUCGCUCUGGCCAAGUUUGUGGCACAGGAAUCUAAAUGUGAGGCACCAGCCGUCACCGUGCGGUUCUACGGCCUUGUACACUGGGAGGACCCGUUGGACGAGGCUCUGGGCCCCGUCCCCUGCCACUACUCAUCCAUCGAGAACUCCGUCACCAAAGAAGGGAUCCUGCACUACAAGGCCGGCACCUCAUACCUGGGCAAGGAGCACUGGAAGACCUGCUUCGUGGUGCUCAGCAACGGGAUCCUGUAUCAGUACCCAGAUCGCACCGAUGUCAUCCCUCUGCUCUCCAUUAACAUGGGGGGGGAGCAGUGUGGCGGCUGCCGGAGAUCCAACAGUACCGACCGACCGCACGCCUUCCAGGUGAUCCUCACCGACCGGCCAUCCCUGGAGCUGAGUGCCGACAACGAGGCCGAGAUGGCUGACUGGAUGCAGUACUUCUGCCAGGCCGUCUCCAAAGGGCAGGUGAUCCCCCAGGGCCUGGCCCCCAGCCCCUGCAUCCCCUGCUGCCUGGUGAUCACGGACGACAGGCUGUUUACGUGCCACGAGGACUGCCAGACCAGCUUCUUCCGCUCCCUGGGGACCAUGGAGCUGGCUGACAUCGCGGGCGUAGCCACCGAGCCUGGCAAGGAGUACUGCAUCGUGGAGUUUGCCCAGGACCGCAAGCAGUUCCUCCCUCCUUGGGUCAUCUAUCUGAGUUGCACCACGGAACUGGACCGGCUCCUCUCAGCCCUGAGUGCUGGGUGGAAAGCCCUCUACCAGGUGGACCUCCCGCACAAGGCAGUCCAGGAGGCCUCUUGCAAGAAGAAGUGCGAGGACGCCCUGAGCCUCAUCCACAGCGCCUGGCAGCGCAGCGACAGCCUGUGCCGCGGCCGGGCCUCUCGGGACCCCUGGUGCUGAGGCCGAACCCGGACCGGCCUGGAGGGAGCGUGGAGGGAGCCGGGCCCGCCGCCGCACCAAGCACAAAGUCGGCACUGCCUCCCGAUGCUGCCAUUCCCAGGGAACAGGUCCCCGGGCUCCUGCCCGCCGCCCCCCCUCCGACAGGGCGGACCAGCUCCCGGCCCUCCGUUUGCCGGAGUAGACGGGGCCAGCGGUACCCGGCAUUCGCUCCUUUCAGGGAGAGGACUGGGCCCUGGCCGUGAGCAUGGGCUCUAGGGGGCCCAGAUCCCAGCACCCCCUUCCCUCCCUGGGGCACUUUGGCACCGGGGAAAUGGGAGAGAGCGGUCAUCAGUCACGAGGGGCGGGGGA